Oryzias melastigma (Indian medaka) is the source of this 2176-nucleotide messenger RNA. RefSeq lists its product as uncharacterized. The record is from RefSeq and is a predicted model, not a curated record. The transcript has 3 exons. The coding region runs from base 336 to 1190 and encodes 284 amino acids. NCBI's taxonomy places the organism in Eukaryota, Metazoa, Chordata, Actinopteri, Beloniformes, Adrianichthyidae.
AUGAUUUUUUUCUUUUUGUUUGAGUAUGUGGCAUGUGUGGUGUUUUUAAAGCAGCUGCUUGAUGGUCCGUAUAAGGAGUGAUUAGAGUCAUUAGCUAAGUGUUUGAAUCUGAAUGGAUGCGGUCGCUGCGCUCCUGGGCGCCUCAUUAUGUACGCGCAUUAAGAGAAAGCCGUGGGGGCCAAAGGAGCGCUGAGGGGCAGGGUCUGCGGGGAGGGACAGGAUUCAAAUUGUAAAGUUGUUCCCUUUGUCAGUGGGGUAUAUAGCGCGCACUGGAUGCUACAAAGGAAAACGUUGGAGAGCUGGAUAGAGGGACAUCCAGGAUCCUGGCGCACACUAUGGCCGUCUCACGCUGCAUUUGGAUUGCCUCAUUUUUCAUCUCCAUCAUGACAAGUGACACUGGAGUAUGGACUCGCUCAGUGGACUCCCAGGGAUUUCUGUCACGGGGGUCAAACGCAGCAGCUUCGGAUGUGGCUUUACGCACGGACGCGCACAGGGAGAGAUGCGCAAAGCUGACCGUGCCGUGGCUGGAGAACGCGCAAGAAGCUCCCGGAACUCUACCAGCCUCGCUGCUGCAGCUCCGCGUGCGGCCCUUCUCUCCGGGCCCCUCGCGUGGUUUGGUUUUCCCCGGAAAGAAUCUGUUCAGUUUUAUCCGACGGGUGUAUCGCUGUUGUAAAGACGGAUUGAACUGCAGGGACGUCAAAGGCAUCCAGGGCCGCCAGAGAGGAGAUUCUGUUGUGGAGUUUGUCCUCACGAGGGAGAUUUUGGCCCUGGCAGUUAUAAGAGCGGAGCUUCACCUCCAUCUUUCCAACACUCAAAAUGUGGAUUUCCUCCCGGAGAUUCAGUUCUUGUCCAAACACAACCUCCCCACCAGGUACAGCGUGGGGUCACGCGGUGACACCGUGGAGCUAAGAGUCGACCUCCUCUUCCUCUUCCAGAGUCUGCAGAGAGGGGGAGGCGGAGCUGGACGAGGCUCCAGCUUGAUAAACAUUCGACGGUCGAUGCUCUUCUCCGGUGAGGAUCCUCCGGGGGACACCCAUGAGGAAGCAUGGGGGGACAGCCUCGCCAGCACACUCCCAGCUCUGGAUCUGGGCUUGAUCUUAGGGUGCAGCAAGGCUGGUUCUGGGGUUCCCUGUGGAAGAGGGAGCAUUCGACUCUCACACACUCCUUUCAUGGUUCUGUACUACAGAUGAGACUUUUAAAAUCUCCCUCCUCACGGACAUUUGUCUCCAAACUUAAAAAGAUGCACUUCAAGGAUUUAUUUAUGUUUUCUAAGCCAUAAAUGUAUAAAAAUUGUAAAUAUGACAUUAGUUUGUGUUUUUUCCUGGAAUAAACAUCUCAUGAUUUACGACUGUUUUCCAUGUUUGAACAGUUGGUGGGAAAAAAACAACUGAACAAACAAACAGAUCAGUUUGCGUAACACAACCUACCCCCACUAAAGUCAGCAAAUUCACAAAAAGCAUCCAAAACCUCCCAUCCCAGCAUUCCUUUUCAGAAAAGUGAGGAGAAAAGAAUAAAAAAGGGAAACAAAUGUUUAUGAUAAAAUAGCACAUUUAUUAAAAAGACAGCAUUAAUCAGCAUUUCCCCAUUUUGCAGAAGUAUGCCACAUGUGAGUCAGAAGAUCAAAAGUUUCACAAAUAUUUCCCAGUCCGGCUGCUGCCUCGAGCUCCCGAUUUAUCCAACAAAUGUCUCUACAGUAUGACAGGAUAAAUCAAAGCCCGGCAGGGUUUUGCUAGUGUGUGAUUUGCUGCCUGGAUGUUCCACCACCCCACUUUAAAUAGGCCUCGAAUUUAGGGAAAAAGGGAAAAAAAAAGGUAACAUACUGUAUAUACAUUUCUAUCAAAUACAGAACAGAUUCACUGGCUUUUAUUUAAUCAUUUUUAACCAAAUCUGAUGACAUUCACCAUGUUUAUUAGCCUCUUUAUUGGAUAUGAUAGAAAAAAGGCCUCUCAAAAAUAAUGGUCGGUCACUGUCAAAAUGCUUUGAUGAAAUGGGGACGAUUCUUUGGUUCCGAAGUGACCAAAACAAGCACCCACACUCACAAACACACAUCAAAUCAAUGGAGGUUCCAUUGCAGCAUGACUGAUGAAUCAAGAUGGAUUUGAAAAAAUAAAAUAAAAUAAAAGGCAUCUCGUUGUGUUUAAUGUCGAAUUAAGAAACGGCUAAAAAAAAAAAAAAA